Linum trigynum is the source of this 1502-nucleotide messenger RNA. The record is from the annotation of a GenBank genome assembly. NCBI's taxonomy places the organism in Eukaryota, Viridiplantae, Streptophyta, Magnoliopsida, Malpighiales, Linaceae.
CCUAAUUCUUAAACUUAAAUGUUAUUUAUGGGCUUAAUUGCAAGUUUGGUCACUCGAAUUGCUACAAAAUUUCACGUUUGCCGCUGAAAUUAGUUUAUUCUAUUCAUGGUCACUAAAAUUAGUUCAACAAUUCAAGUUUGGUCACUCUCCGUUAGUCUCCGUUAACUUUCGCUGAUGUGGCAGUCAACUCUGAUCUUUGACCGUUAAAUGUGUGACAUGGCAAUUAAAAAAUUAUAAAAAAUAAUAUUUAAUAUUUUUAUAAUUUCCACCUCAUUUUCAAAACUAUUAAAAAAUAAAAAAUAAAAUUGUUUUUUCCUCUGGUCGGCGCCGGCGACCAAGCUGCACCAUUCCCCCACCGUCUCUCCACCUGCAAAUCUUUCAUCGUUCCCCCAAAACCCCCCAAAACACCAAGAAACCCCAAGAAUCCAAAUCAAGUUGCCGCCACAAUGUACCGAGUCGCGAAAGCGUCGGAGUACCUGGUGAUCACCGGCGUCGGGAUCAAGGACAUCAAGCUCGCCAAGAAGUCAUGGAUCUUCCCCGGCCAAUCCUGCACCAAGUUCGACAUCUCCCCGGUCAACUACACCUUCGAGGUCCAGGCCAUGUCCGCCGAGAAGCUCCCCUUCAUCCUCCCUGCCGUCUUCACGAUCAGCCCGCGCUACGACGACGACGACGACCUGCUCAAGUACGCGAAGCUGAUCUGCCCCCACGACAAGCACUCCCAGCACGUGAACCAGCUGGUGCAGGGCGUAAUCGAAGGCGAGACCCGCGUCCUCGCCGCCUCCAUGACCAUGGAGGAGAUCUUCAAGGGGACCAAGGAGUUCAAGCACGAGGUCUUCGGCAAGGUCCAGCUCGAGCUCAACCAGUUCGGCCUUUACAUCUACAACGCCAACGUCAAGCAGCUCGUCGACGUCCGCGGCCACGAGUACUUCUCUUACCUAGGUCAGAAGACGCAGAUGGAGGCCGCCAAUCAGGCCAAGGUCGACGUCGCCGAGGCCAGGAUGAAGGGGGAAAUUGGGGCUAAGGACCGAGACGGGCUCACGAAGCAGAACGCGGCCAAGAUCGACGCGGAGACGAAGAUUAUUGCGAUUCAGAGGGAGGGGGAAGGUAAGAAGGAGGAGAUCAAUGUGAAGGCCAAGGUCAAGAUCUACGAGAAUCUGAGGGAGGCAUAAGUCGCCGAGGCGAACGCCGAGUUGGCUCAGAAGAAGGCCGGUUGGACUCAGGCUUCCCGAGUCGCGGAGGUUGAAUCGGAGAAGGCGGUGGAAAUUAUUUUUUAAUUAUUGUGACAUUUUUAAUUAUUUUUUAAUUUAUUGUAAUAAUGAGGUGGAAAUUAUUAAAAAUUAUUUUUUAAAAUUUUUUAAUUGUCACGUCAUGUAUUUAACGGUCAACUAUAAGAGUUGAUCGCCACAUCAGCAAAAGUUAAUGGAGACUAACGGCUAGUGACCAAACUUGGACGGUUAACCUAAUUUAAGUGACUAUAAAUGGAAUAAAUUAAUUUGAGUGGC